Dermacentor albipictus is the source of this 1942-nucleotide messenger RNA. The record is from RefSeq and is a predicted model, not a curated record. NCBI's taxonomy places the organism in Eukaryota, Metazoa, Arthropoda, Arachnida, Ixodida, Ixodidae.
UUUUUCUCAUAUUUUUCUAGGCUGUGCUUCAGUGGCUUGCUUGCACGAAGAACCGGUACACAUGGCGCAGACUAGUGCAGGCUCUCAACAAAAGGGAAUCUCGGAGGGUUCCGGCACUUGUUGUGCAUAAAAACAAGGCCUUUGAGAUUGGCUAAUGCUGGCAACGUUGUGCAUGCAACAAAGUCAAGUCACGUCCAAGCAGAAGGCCAGUCAGACGUCAGCGUUUCGCGCGUUUUCUGUAUUUACCGCAGCAGUUUGCAGCGGCCUCCGUUGUGGUAUUUUGUUCCUCGGAGGCAUGCCCUCGGAAUCGGAAAAAGGAGAUGAUGCAAGACAUUUGGGGCCACUGGACUCAUGGAGUGCAUUUCCAUUUGAGAGCCACAUGCGCACCAUCAAGAAGCUUCUGAGAAAGCCGCAGCACCCACUGGAGCAACUGUCAAACAGAAUUGCUGAAACAAAGAAGCUCCAGUGCAGAAAAAAAUGACUGUGAUCAAUAUGCAGUCGUCAAGUUUCCAGAGGAAGGCAACUCUGUGGCUCUUGUACAUACCAAGUGACUGCAUGGCGAUGUCUGCUUGUGGCCACAGGAUUCCAAGAAUGUUUCGUAUUUAGCAAAAUGUGGAGCCUCUCCAUCCUCCAACUGGCAAGUCGUGCCAUGUGUACCCAUAGACACAUUCAGAACAUAUGAUGCAGCGCGACAAAAGCUCAAGCAAGCUGAAGAUGGGUCAGACUUGGGGAGUGAAGUGGACCUGGGACGGGGCAAAAGAAAAAAGCAACGAAGAGCCCUUAGCUCAAGUCCGGAAAGUGUGCAGUGACUACCACUUCCACCGCCCUCUAUGAUGAAAAAAGCACAGAAGAGGGAUGGGAGACGUAUUCACAAGCAGUCAUCACAUGCAUCAACAUCUAGGGCUAAUGAUCCCAAUGUUUGCAGUGAUCAAGGCGCAGUGCAAUGUGCACAAAUGUGUGCUAGCGAGACUUCAGAAUCUGAGGGUGAGGCUGAGUCUGGAGGUGAACAAGAUGCAAUGCAAGAAUCAUCAGGCGUUAAAAGAUCGUUCACAGCUCACUCUUUGAUGAAAAGAGCAAGCCAAAUGGGAAAUACACAGUGCAACAAUGAGAAGUGGCAUUCAAGUCAGUCUGUUGCACCUAUUUCAGAUGAUGGCAUUAAGCAGGUCAUCAGGCUUCUACAAACGGUAAUCUUGAGAGUCGAGCACCUGGGAAGCCAACUAGACGUAAUAAAAGCAAAGCUUUGUGACCAACUGCAGCCUGAAGCAGAUUUGUUAGAAAAACCAUUUUGUGACAUCACGGAGUUCGAACUGUUUGAUCAAGGCCUCUCAGAAAGUGAUGCAAUGAAGUCAAAGUUGGUACGGGAACUCGCUGCCUUAGGAGGAAGAAAUGUUAGUUUGUCUACGCGUCGCAUUCUUGAAGCCCUGAUGACCCAGGAAGUGGCUGUUCAAUAUAGUUGGCUCGGACAAAAAGGAAAGAAGAAGUUCUUGUCGUUGACAACCUGCGACUUGAUAUAUAAAAGUGUUAAGUGCACAUUUGAAACUGUAAAAAGAAGUGAAGUUGAGGACGUUGUAAAAACGUGGCUCAGACACGCUGGGGAGAAGCUUAGAAAGAAUAACAAACAGUCUGAAAAAGUCACAGAGCUGCUGGAGUGACAACGCAGGCCUCACUGAAGUGCAGCAUGUUUCAACCACAGCACGGAGGACUUUUUUUCCACAUUUUGCUGUUUUAAUGAUAAUUUCGUCAUUAUAAUACCCAUUUUUACUUUUCCGUUCUUUAAUAUUUAAAGAUUGUAUUUUAAUUCCUCAUUUUCUAGUCAUUUUUAGUCAGUUACAGUUUAUUACUCAUUUUUGCAUUGCUGUAGCAGGAAGACAAUUUUUUCGCGCAUUAAGAGUGAUGCCUUAUGUAUUCAUGUUUUUUAUAAUAAAUUUUAUAUUUAAGCUCU